GAAGUAUUUAGUCAUAGUGAAAAAAAUGUCGGUUGAAGAUUCUUGGGUUUUCGAUUCAUUGGUUUGUUUUUUACAUGGACCAAUUUGGAAUGCACCAUUACAAACCUUUAUCGAAGAAAAAUCAUUAGUAUUUGAUCCGAAUUUGCAACCUGAUGAGGACAACGCUGAUAUUAAAAAGAUACAUGAUGAGUAUAAAAAUUUGGUGGAUUAUAUGUUGGGGAGUUUUAUGGAAGAGAUGCAAAUAACGCCUGAACAAUUUGAACUGGCUUGCAUGGAGGGGCGUAACCAACAAGCAGAUAAUCCAUUUCAAUUGCAUCAGGGGUUAUUUCAUCAGAUUUGGGCUGCAAAUGAUAUAAAAAUAUUUAUACGCAUGAUGACACAACGUAAUGUUGAAUUACAACUACAAGCUCUUGAUUUGAUUGAAAAAAAUCAAUUGGCACUUUUGCAAGAUAACGAAUUUGUGGAUAAUUUAAGUCCCACAGAUAGCGCUCAUUCUCAUAGUGAUAAAUAUUCUGAUGUUGAAGACUUUAUUGUUAAGUCGGUCGAAAAGGAAAUGGAAUCACCAGAGGCAGCUUUAACACCAGAAACCGAUAUAACACAGGACGAUGUUAGUGAUAAAUUUGAAAGACUCAAUUUAUUUUUUGAGAAAAAUGAUAAGGUUAAUCCAGAUGAUAUGUUAUCGCGUCAGGAAUAUUUACGUCAGCAGCGUGAUAAGAUUGUGGAGAUCAAAAAGAAGACAAGAGCUAAACAGUUAAUGGAAACAACACGUAAAACAACAACCACGUCAACAGGACGUCCAACUUCUGCACAGGCGGCACAGAAACUUUUGGCAAGUGGUGGACAUACUGAAGAAUUAUUAGAAAAAAAUGGAGACACGGAUUUAACUUCCGCUUUGCAGUUGCGCAAGACUUUGGCUAAGCGUUUACGUGCCGAAGUUGUAGAACAGCAGUAAAGGUUAUAUAUAAAUAAUAUUUGAAAAAUAUAUGAAGUAUACUUAAU
Molecule: messenger RNA, 999 nt
Organism: Teleopsis dalmanni
Lineage: Eukaryota; Metazoa; Arthropoda; Insecta; Diptera; Diopsidae
Product: cilia- and flagella-associated protein 36
Exons: 5
Coding region: 26-952 (308 amino acids)
Cellular component (GO): ciliary base; axoneme
Source: RefSeq, a predicted model, not a curated record